Misgurnus anguillicaudatus (oriental weatherfish) is the source of this 3803-nucleotide messenger RNA. Its product is annotated as interleukin-6 receptor subunit beta. The record is from RefSeq and is a predicted model, not a curated record. Lineage: Eukaryota; Metazoa; Chordata; Actinopteri; Cypriniformes; Cobitidae. Gene Ontology annotation, molecular function: protein binding.
UGAUUCGUAUGUUUAACAGUUUAAGAGAAGAAAUCAAAGGGACGAAAAAAAACCAAAGUAAAGUGCCUUAAUAAUACUCUGUCACGUCUGAGUAAAUGAAGAAUCUCGUGCAUGCCAACUUUGACAAGAAAAUAUAGCAGUAGCUAAAAUCAAAGUGAUCACAGCCUAUUAUGAUGCAUGUGAAGAUCUGCUGUUUCUUCUCAGAUAUUCCCUCUUAGAUAACUAUAGAAACAAUAUAGUUUUUAUUUAAAAAACAGUAACUAUAGUUUAACCAUGGCAUUUGUAUUAAAACUAUGGUCAUUUAAAUGGUUAUAAUGAAAAGCAUUGUUACUUCACUUGUACUAUACUAAAGCUAUAGGGUUACCUCACUUUUACUCUACUAAAACAAACUUGUUGCAACACUUUUAUACAGUAUUAAAACAACUAAAAACAGAAUUUUUCUGUGAAUAGUUGACAAGUAGAUCAAACAAAAAAGUUGACUGCUCUUCUAUCUUAAAUGAAUCCUAAUGUGGCCUUUAAUAAACGUGUUAAUGAACUUGUGCUUCAUUCUCACCAUUCUGAAUUAUGUGCAUUAAUAAGGAGUUAUCACAAACUAAGACUGUUUAUCUAUCGUACAAUCAAUAAUAGUAAGUUAAAGUGUCGCCGAUGUAACCAGUUCAUUAAAUUGAACAUCAUGAUCUCUGUAUAUUUAGUGUAUCAACAUUUAUUUUUAAUGAGGGGUGUUUGUGUGAAUUUAAUUCUGUUUAUUAAUGAAGAUUUCUUUGAUUUAUGCUGUUAUCAGGUUGAAAAGAGCUCAGUUUUCUAAUGUAGCCUAUCUGCUGAUGCUUUAUAAAGAUGUUGUAACUCAUGCUGGCGGAUGUUCAUAUCUUGUUCAUCAACGGUUUAAUUUCUUAAAGAGUCGUUUCUGUUUUUCACACAAACCUGCUUUCAUUUCAGCUGUAAUGUGUAAGAAAACAUAGACUCGAGACAAAAGUUUUCAUCUUUCCUCAACAGCAGUGACCGGUUACAUAAACAUAGCUGUGUCUUAAGAAUGAGUGUGACUAACUAGCAAUUAGUAAGGGCUAAUCAGUCUUAUUAUUUGGAUUUUAAUUAGACCAAUCUAUCUUUCUAUGUAACAUACUUAAAACAGUUAUGAUCAGUCUUGAAGAAAAAAAUUCAUGAGUAAGUUUUAAGGCUAGUCUUAAAGGUUUAUGCAGCCGGCCACAGCUAGGUUUUUAUUUUAACCCUUUGUAAACGGUAGAUGUUUCUGUUGUAUUGAGUAAGUUCCAGGUUAGAUGGAAGGGAAAUGUUGAAGGAAGUGUUGUUCUGAUGUUAUCUGUGUUCCUCUGAGAAACGGUGAGAGUUUUAAAGCAAACUUCUGUUCUUCUGUUCCUGCGUGAGCUCAACACAAACACUGGACAAUUGAUUGUGCUUGUUUAGUUUUUAGAUGUAAAAUGAGUCGCAUAGGAGUUGUGUGUUUGCUGAUCUCUGUGUGUUGCUGUGAUUUAUCUUUAAAGAGAAACACACAGCGUCUCAACACUCGAGAGCUGACUGUGAGUACAAGUAAACUAAAGCAUUGUGAGAAGCAGAAGAACGUCUGUGUGAUGUCCGCCUCUGACUGUCUCUACACAGCGUCUGAUGGAAAGCCUGAAGGUCUCAGUAGAUCUGACAUGAACUUUGUGAACACAUCGUGUCAUUUUCUGAUGGACGAGGAGUCUCUCACGUGCAGCUGGAUUCAGCUGAAUGAUAUCAGAAGCAUCAACACCUUCAUUAUCAGCAAAGCGCGAGACAUCAUCUCCUGUCCUGCAAUUUUAAGUAUUCUUUCUAUUUUCAAUUUAACGAUCAAAUCAGUGAAUCUCAUCGAUCAGAGAGAGAUCUUCUCAGACGUCUAUGAAGUCAAUCUAAGUGAAAUCAUUCAGGCUCCUCAGCCGGUCAUCAGAUUUGUCAACAGCACAGACACUUCACUAAAUGUCACCUGGAGCAGCGGUGUACACAAAAUCACACAAUGUCAAAUCCGUCUCAGCGCAGCAUCAUGGAGAGAGAUGUUCUCAGUGUCUGAUGUCUCAAAGGAGUCUCUAUACAUCAUCAAUGAUCUUCAGCCGUACACUGAAUACAGUCUGAGGGUUUCCUGCUCUUACGGCUUCGGUCAAUGGAGUAAAUGGAGCUCUGAAGCUCGAGCGACGACAUCAGAGAGCGUGCCGAUCGCAGCUCCUCUGCUCAGUUAUUAUUUAAUCUUGGACAGAAAUUCAGGAACUCAGCAGCUGGGAAUUCUCUGGAAGGCUCUGGAUAGAUCAGAUGCUCGAGGGCUCAUUCAAGGUUAUGAAGUUUCUUACGCGCCCAGCAAACAUCUCGCUCGCAGGAAAACCAUCCACACGUCUGAUCUUAAGAUGCUUGUGUCUGUAAUGUCAGAGGAGUAUGACGUCACCGUAUCUGCCUAUAACAGCGCAGGACGAUCACCCGGCCGACGACUCCGAGUUAAUGCAGCUCUUCAUCAUGAUGUUCCUGCAGUGAAAGGUCUUUGGGUUUCUUCUGAUGGUCUUUUACUGAAGUUACAUUGGGAAGUUGAUGUGACUGCAGUAAAUGUGAGCGAGUUUGCCAUUGAAUGGAGAUCAUCUUCAGAUGUGUCCUCCAGCGGAUGGAUGCGUGUGAACGCCUUCACGUUUACUGCACUUCUGCCAGAUAUUAAAUCAGGAGAGACGUACAGCAUCAGUGUUUAUCCGAUUCAUGAGUAUCUGUGUGGAGCACCCGUCUCUGUCCUCGCUGAUCUACAACACGGCACCCUGCUGGAUCUGCUGGGCUUUCAUCUCAUCACUUUGACUAAAUCCUCUCUGACGGUCAAAUUUGUGUGGAAAGAGACGCAGCCCAACAUUAAUGUUCUUUACUACAAACUGGUGCUAAAGGGAAAACAUCAAACACGAUACCUUACAGUUUUUCCACAUAAAGCACAGGAGUUAUUCAAUGAUCUUCAGGCAAAUGCCAAAUACACACUUUAUAUUCAUGGAGAAACUGUAAGUGGGAAUUUUUCAAAGGCAACUUUAGAUGUUACCACACCUCUUCUAGAUUAUGAUGAGAUUAUUAAAUGUUGUGUUCCUCUGGUUCUCCUGGUUCUUGGCUUCGGGUUCUUCUCUGUUUUAACCAAGACUGUGUGUAAACAAUACUUCUUCCCAAACGUUGCCAACCCUGGUUAUAGUCUGAUAGGUCACUGGUUACUCAACGCUCCUUUUGAGGAGAACAGCAAGAUUUGUGUGCUGAGGCUGGAAAAUGUUUUUACGGUUGAGCAGCAGACGGAGAAGAACAUCAUCCACGUUGAACGUCGCAUGUCUUCAGUUGCAGAAGAUGAAGUGAUUUCAUCAAAGAUCUGCACAACCAGUGAAGGUACAACUCACAGAUCCAGAUCAGAUUAUGUAGAAAACAUAUCAGGUCCCUCGAAUCCACCCGACUACAAUGAUUUACCCGUAUUAACUGCUAACCUGGAUUAUGUUCACAAUGAAGAAAUCAUCUGUGAAUCUGUGAGAUGUCCUCUGUCUGAACCAUGAGAAACUCAGGAUGAGAUAUUGAUCAUUGGUCUCAUCUACAGUAAUGAAUCUCUAGCAUCAUGUGUGUGUUUAAUGGACUCCACGAAUAUCUUGUGUUGAUAAUAAUAAUCAUCAUGUGUUGUAUUACAAAAUGACUGUAAAGUAUUACAUAACCACACAGUGUUUUCUGAUUGCAACAGACGCUGGACUCUUUUGUUAAAACUUGUUUUAUACUCAGUCAUUUUUCAAAUAGUUUAAAGAUUAAAGUGAAUUUGAAUUAACGCAGUCUGUGUAUCAACUGUGCAUCAU